AGCGGUUCUGGCUCGAUUGGCCCUUUCUUGCCGUCCAGACGACUGCGACGACCACGACGAUCACGACGACCACGACGACCAGACGGCAGCAUCGAACCAUGGCCGAGCACGUUCUGGACUCCAUCCGAGACUUCUUCGAGGGCCAGAUUGACUUCGAAGGCCAGAAAUCGUCCGAAUUGCUCUACACGGCGUUGCUCACAGCCGUCGGCCUCUUCUCCUUCGUCGUCGGCUUCAUCACACAAAAUAUCUACUAUUCAGUCUAUGUCGGCCUAGGAGGCACCGCCGUCACCUUCUUACUCGCCGUUCCGCAUUGGCCUUUUUACAACCAGAAUCCAGCGCGUUUCUUGCCGAGCAGGAAGUACAAGGGUACCGUCAACGUGGCUGUAGAUGUAGAUGGGAAAAAAGUGCAAUGAAUUCAGGCGGCUCGCCGACAGUGUACGAGGAUCAAAUACCUACGCGCGCAGGGCACGACUGCAUGUGGUCAUGUCCGAAUUUGUCACGAUUGUAACAUAGCAUGGGACUGGAACUAGCACGAACCGGGUGUGGACCGUUGCUCGAAUCUUGUGAAGUCUGGUGCGUCUACCGGCUUUUUUCUACCGAGCAGAAAAAAUGCAUCAUCCCAGCGAAGUUCGCUAAGAGAGCACGAUCUUUCGGGCUUCGAGUGCGUUGCCAAACAGUCGAUAGGAGCUAUUUGAAUUCCUAGCCCUCAUAGUAAACCAUCGGCGACGACUGCUCAUGCCGACAAAGAAAUAUGCCUCUAGUGCAAAGUCUACCUUGUCGAAGCGACAGAUGGCUUUCUAGGACCACCAAUGUGCUGGCAUGCCGCUUCUUCUGACUCGACCCAGCCGCUUUUGUAAUGCA
Molecule: messenger RNA, 861 nt
Organism: Verruconis gallopava
Lineage: Eukaryota; Fungi; Ascomycota; Dothideomycetes; Venturiales; Sympoventuriaceae
Exons: 3
Coding region: 99-413 (104 amino acids)
Biological process (GO): protein targeting to ER
Cellular component (GO): signal peptidase complex; endoplasmic reticulum membrane
Source: RefSeq, a predicted model, not a curated record